Messenger RNA from Trifolium pratense (red clover), 1906 nucleotides. RefSeq names its product tubulin alpha chain. Gene Ontology annotation, molecular function: GTP binding; structural constituent of cytoskeleton. The transcript has 4 exons. Gene Ontology annotation, cellular component: cytoplasm; microtubule. The coding region runs from base 398 to 1750 and encodes 450 amino acids. The record is from RefSeq and is a predicted model, not a curated record. NCBI's taxonomy places the organism in Eukaryota, Viridiplantae, Streptophyta, Magnoliopsida, Fabales, Fabaceae. Gene Ontology annotation, biological process: microtubule cytoskeleton organization; mitotic cell cycle.
AUUUAGAAAUUGAAAAUACAAACUCAACCAAUGUCACAAAAAUUGACUGUUACACAACGGGCCUCGGGCGGCAAAAAAUAAAAAAAUUUUAAAAAUGAAAAAAAAGGAAAGUAAAGUAACCGUGGUUUCUAAGUUUGGUUACAUUGAACAGAGUACAACUCAACCCAUUCCACACCCACCGUUGGCCCCACUCCCUAAACCAAUCAAAACGACAUCGUAACAAUCCCAUACAUUUCUCACUAUAAAUAAACCCCAAAUAUUUCAAACACCCUCAUAAUCAGAUCUAGAUCUAGAAGAAGGCGUCUUCAUAAACGUCUUCGUUCUUUCUCUCCUUCAUCUUCCUUAUCUCUUCCAAUUUCCAUUGUUUCGUUUCAUUUCCUUUUUUACAUAACCGAAAAUGAGAGAGUGCAUUUCAAUCCACAUCGGUCAGGCUGGUAUUCAGGUCGGAAAUGCUUGCUGGGAGCUUUACUGUCUCGAACACGGCAUUGGUCCUGAUGGACAAAUGCCAAGUGACAAGACCAUUGGUGGCGGUGAUGAUGCUUUCAACACCUUCUUCAGUGAGACAGGUGCUGGAAAGCAUGUCCCCCGUGCUGUUUUUGUUGAUCUUGAGCCCACUGUUAUUGAUGAGGUGAGGACCGGAACAUAUCGCCAGCUUUUCCAUCCAGAGCAGCUCAUCAGCGGCAAAGAAGAUGCUGCCAACAACUUUGCCCGUGGUCAUUAUACCAUUGGGAAAGAGAUUGUUGAUCUGUGCUUGGACCGCAUCAGAAAGCUUGCUGAUAACUGCACUGGUCUCCAAGGAUUCUUGGUUUUCAAUGCCGUUGGUGGAGGAACCGGUUCUGGACUUGGUUCUCUUCUUUUGGAGCGUCUGUCUGUUGAUUAUGGCAAGAAAUCAAAGCUUGGUUUCACUGUCUAUCCCUCUCCUCAGGUUUCCACCUCUGUUGUUGAGCCAUACAACAGUGUCCUCUCCACCCACUCCCUCUUGGAGCACACUGAUGUUGCUGUCCUGUUAGACAAUGAAGCUAUCUAUGACAUUUGUAGGCGCUCCCUUGACAUUGAGCGUCCCACCUACACCAACCUCAACCGUCUGGUUUCUCAGGUGAUUUCAUCCUUGACUGCUUCUCUGAGGUUUGAUGGUGCCCUCAAUGUUGAUGUGACUGAAUUCCAGACCAACUUGGUUCCUUAUCCCAGAAUCCAUUUCAUGCUUUCUUCAUAUGCUCCAGUUAUCUCUGCUGAGAAGGCUUAUCAUGAGCAGCUUUCAGUUGCUGAAAUUACCAACAGUGCCUUUGAGCCAUCAUCUAUGAUGGCCAAGUGUGAUCCUCGCCAUGGAAAGUACAUGGCUUGCUGUCUGAUGUACCGUGGUGAUGUUGUUCCCAAAGACGUGAAUGCUGCUGUUGCCACCAUCAAAACCAAGAGGACCAUUCAGUUUGUUGAUUGGUGCCCUACUGGUUUCAAGUGUGGUAUUAACUAUCAGCCACCAACUGUUGUUCCGGGAGGUGACCUUGCUAAGGUACAGAGGGCAGUUUGUAUGAUUUCAAACUCCACCAGUGUAGCUGAGGUGUUCGGUCGCAUUGACCACAAGUUUGAUCUCAUGUAUGCUAAGCGUGCUUUUGUUCACUGGUAUGUCGGUGAGGGUAUGGAAGAAGGAGAAUUUUCUGAAGCUCGUGAGGAUCUUGCUGCUCUGGAAAAGGAUUAUGAAGAAGUUGGUGCCGAGUCUGGUGAGGGCGGUGAUGAGGAUUUGGACGACUACUAGAAUCUAUAUCAGAUUCUGUUUACAUGGGCCUCUUAUGUGUUCUUUGUGGGUUGUUUACUUUGCAUACAUUGUUUCUAUGCUCCGUUGUUUCUUAAACAUAUUGUUCUAGACCUGAACGUGUUAUCUACAUUUCAAUGAUAUGCUAUCUUCUCUAAA